CCACCUCCAGGGUAUACAUGUGAAAGUGUUGUAUUGAUGGGACUUGGGAGUCUAUCAUCAAGUUCACAUGUCUUGGUGAAUGCAUCCGGAUCGAGACAGGUGCUUAGAUCGUCGGAUUUCUCAAUCGUAUAUCUUUGUGCUAGAACUUUGAGUUAUUCGAGAUGACUUGUCACUUCUAUUGGCUUUAGGCUACAUGAAGAUGCGCAUCUCAAAACAAAUUCUAAUACGCCAACUUUUCUUGUUCGUUUAGGUCGAUCUUACUUUCCACCCUGUUGAAAACCUCAUUAAAGAUUACUUGCAACUCAUCAGGAAAUCGUAACAAAAUGAAUUUCUAUCUAGUGCAAAACUAAUAUUGUUGCAUUGCAUAUAUGACAUCGCCGCUGGGGGUGGGGAGUCAGGCGGUGCAACAGCCUGAAUCCACCGCCGUCGCCGUCACGCGCAUCCCUUCAAUAUGUACGAUCCAGUUCUGGCUCCUGUAUGAUUUCAUGGAUCGUGCUAUUUAUUGUUAAUACGAACUAGGACACUCUGCCGUAUGUCUUUCUUAAAAAAAAAAGGAGGAAAGAGCCAAACCAAGAGCAAGACCUUGAAGUUGGUGCAAGCUGAUACCUCUGCAGUAAUCUAGUACUGCACCUAACCAAACAACAAAAUUGGACGGCCCUGGGAUACAAAAACCUUGGUUUUACGGAUUCUUUACUGGUAAUUAAUUUAUAAAAAAUGGAAAGACCGGCCGGUCCACAGAUUGUAAAGGGUGAACCGUGAACCAGUUCCCGUAGUGUUUUAUCGACGGUGAAAACCGGAAAAGAAAGAGAGAAAAGAAAAGCAGUGGUGGCCACUGGGCAAGUAUCAAUCAAAGGAAGUAGAAAACAAAAAGGGAAGCCGGAAAAGAGAGAAUAAAGGAGAGCUGCAAGGUUGUCAACCCGCGGGUCGAUCCGCAGGUUGACCCACUUUGAUCCUGAUCCGGUGAGAAAAAUGGGUCGCACGCACUCGUCGGGUCGACCGUUACAAGGUACCGGAUUGGAGGUCAAAUUGUGUCGUUUUUUCUUUGUUUUGCGAAAUGCGUCUAUUUUCCGAUUUUUCUUUUCGCCUAACUCAAUCUUUGAAAUCCUAAGUUGAACAUUUGAAUAUUAAUGUUAUAUUGGUGUAAUAUUAUAUGUCAUAACUCAUUUGUUAGAUGAGAUUUGAUAUAAUUUAUCAGGAUAAGUACAAUAUAAUGAUGCUUUUCAUAUUUCCGAGCUAAACCGGGCUAAACCGGGUGACCCAUUAACCCUUGACCCACUAGCUCAACCGGGUCAGGGUCAACCCACAGAUUAACAACCUUGGAGAGGUGGUAACUAAUUACUCACUUCUUUCUCCAUCUUUCUACUGUUUUAUUUUUGCUUUCCUUUCACCUGGUUUGUUUUUUUUAUUUACUUUCACCUGGUUUGUUGUUAAGUAAGUCGAUAGUUAAUGAACUUAAAAGAUGCAAGCUAAGUUUAAUGUUACAUUGUAUCUUAUGGGUUCAUAGUAUAUAGUUAAAGCAUAUACAUAUCGUCGGACAAGUUGGUGUGAUUUCAUUCGAAAUUGUAUAUGAUUGAUGUGUUUCGAAAUGAUAUUUUAAUGUAUUUGAAAAGUUUAAAAAAAUGCCUUUGAUUGCUUGCGAAUGUGAAAUACACCUUGUGCACAAAAAUUGUCAUACAUGCGGGCAAUUGCAUGUUAUUACAAAUAUCACUCUCCCAAAUCAUGGGCAAAACCAGGAUUCUUAUGUCGUCGGGGAGGGGGCAAAAAGGAAAAUUACACAUAUUAUCAUGCUUCAAUGGGUAGAUCAGUAAAAUCACAUUUAAUGUAAAUGUUCAAAUAUUUCGGUUUACUGAACCAAGAAUUUACAACACAAUUUAUAGCUAAUUUUUAUUAUUUUCAUAACGUAAGAUGCACAUUUAAAAAUAAACUUAAAACAUUCAGAGAAUCUAAACAAAAUAGUAUCCAAUGACACAAUUAAAGUUCAUAAAGACUGAAGGAAGUAAAUUAAGCUGGCAAAAAUAUAUCCCGAAUGGAAAAACAGGAAAAUCAACUAAAAAUGAUGGUGAAAAUGAUAAAACCAUGUACUACUAAUUCCUGAAUUUAUAAAUUUGAAAAAAAAUUCCUACAUACACAAAUUUAUAAAUUCAGGGAAGGGAAGGGGGGAGAUGAUGCACAUUUUUUUUUGUCAAUAGCUCACUUAUAUUAUCGAGAAAACAAACAUAAAAAAUCUACAUUACUUGUUAAAAAAAAUUAACUUAUAGAUCUUUCACAUACAAGAUUUAUACCACCCUUUAAAAAAAAUAAUAUUUAUACCACGUUUAGGAUUAUAUUUCUACAAUUAAACUGAGUGGUAAUAACGGUUCAAACUAUAAUAGUUAAUCAGUGAAUUAAUCGGUCCAACCUUGAUACAACCCUUCGAUUUGGUCAUUAAUCAGUGAAUUAAUCGGUCCAACCGACUGACAUGAUUCAUUAACUUCUUUUAACUAUUUAGUUAUGAAAAAGGCUAAAAUCAAGGGAGAAAAUAGAAAAACAAAGAAGAAAGACGAGAAAAGAAAAGGAGAGAGAGAGAGAUGGGGUCAGGGUCGGUCGGGGAUGGAGGGUCGCUUUACUAAUUCCCUCGCCAUCCCAAACGGUCGUCGUCCGUCGUUCUUCUUCAUCAUUCUCCCCCACCGAAACAAAAUUUAGUGUAAAACCUUCUCUCAACUCAACCUCACAUCUCUAUUCUUCCCAUUGCUUCGCUUCCCAGCUAAUUCCUCUCAACUUCCAAAAUCCCUUUUCACCUACUCGUCUUCUUCUUCUUCAUUUCCCACUUAGAUUCGCUUUGUUAGCUCUGGAAACCAGAUCUCUCUCCUCCCCUCUAAUGUAAGUGGGAGAAAAACCGAAACCCAGUAUCCCGUUUACUUGAUUGUCUCCUGGGUUCGUCUCAUUGAUUCUUCUUUCCGAGCUCUGCUUUCGAUCCAUGACUUAGCUGCGGGCGGGAAAUGUUAUCCGACGGGGACGCCUCGCUCCGCCGCGAUUUCGAGGCGUUGACAGUCUCCCGCCGCCUGGUGAGGACCGUUAGCCAGAAGCUGAGGAAGAAGGCGACCCCCGAUCACGAUUCUCCCGCCAGUGAUGGAUUCUCGUUGAAAUGUCUUACCUUGAUGGGACGAGGAGGCGGCUGCAAGGUCGGAGCCGAUACCGGAGAUGAUUUCGUUGGAGAUUCCGGAGGCCGGAGGAGGUCCUCUACUUCCAGCGAUGAAGCCAGCAGGACGCCUUACAAGCCCAUCUGCGGCGGGGAAGAAACGGGAGUCGAUUGCUUCUUUAGAGAAAUGUUUUGGAAGAAGCACAGCAGGAGGGGCUUGCAGAUUGAAGCCCCUCCGAUUGCGAAUCCAAUGGACACCAGCAAGCUGCACAUCUUUCUUCCAGACGACAUUCUAGAGCUUUGCCUGGUAAGGCUUCCUCUAACCAGUCUCAUGAAUGCUCGCCUUGUCUGCAAGAAAUGGAACAACUUGACUACUAGCCCUAGGUUCUUGACCAUGAGAUGGGAAGGCUUGUAUAGGACACCAUGGCUGUUUCUGUUUGGAACUGUCAGGGAUGGAUGUUGCUCCGGUGAGAUUCAUGCUUUCGACACUUGCCAAGACAAAUGGCACAAAAUUGAUGCUGAAAUUCUUAAAGGGAGGUUCAUGUUCUCUGUUCAAAGCGUUCAUGACGACGAUAUCUAUGUGGUGGGCGGCCGUUCUAGCCUCGGCCAACCAGGGAGACUAGAUUGGAGCUCCUUCAAGACUCACAAAGGGGUGAUGGUGUUUAAGCCCGUGACCAAAUCAUGGCGGAAAGUGGCCGCCAUGAGGUAUGCAAGAUCAAUGCCGGUACUUGGAGCAUCCGAGGUUGGUCCGGAUUUCUAUUCUGGUCAUCAAUAUCAUCAUCAGGAGAGGCGUUUUCCUAGGUCGAAGAUUGGUGGGGUGUCCGAUGUGUAUGAGGAUCCUCACAGGCUAUCACUCAGGCGGCAGUAUAAUGAAGUGCCGUUCAUGGCAAACAGAAAGUCUCACUCGCACUCUCACUCUCACAAGUUCAUGAGGCAGAGAAGCAGCAAUCGGUUGAAUCCCAAAUGUAGCAAGAGGUUCGUGCUGAUUGCAGUGGGAGGACUCGGGCCAUGGGAUGAGCCUUUGGACUCUGGAGAAAUCUAUGAUCCUUUGACCAACAAAUGGUCAGAGAUUCAAAGGCUGCCUGUGGAUUUCGGAGCAGUUAGUUCCGGAGUUGUCUGCAAUGGGAUCUUCUACGUGUACUCGGAGAUUGACAAGCUGAUGGGGUAUGACAUAGAGAAGGGGUUCUGGAUUGGAAUCCAAACUUCCCCCUUCCCUCCUCGAGUUCAUGAGUACUGCCCUAAGCUCGUGGCUACCAAUGGCCGACUAUUCAUGCUCUCGGUCUCAUGGUGCGAAGGGGAUGGCCGAAUUGGGCAGAGGAACAAGGCUGUAAGAAAAAUGUGGGAGCUUGAUCUCGUUUGCCUGAAUUGGAGUGAAGUGUCGGUCCAUCCUGAUGCUCCUAUGGAUUGGAAUGCCGUGUUUGUAGCCGACAGAGGGCAGAUAUAUGGGAUAGAGAUGUUCAAGAUAUUCGGUCAGUUGCUGGAUUUCUCCACUGUGUGUGAUGUCUCUGAUUCAGGGGCGACCAGCUGGAGGCAUGUCUCUAGGAGUCAUGUGGGUCAUGAGCUUGAUUCUUCUUCUUGCGUGACGAAAUCCUUGUCUGUGCUGCAUCUGUGAAAGGCCAUGGCAGGAUUGACUGGCUCUCUCGAUGGAAUUGAUGCCUGUUGUUCUUGCAAUUGUUUUAAAUCCUCUGUGACAAUGCUGAAUCUGUGAAGUUUCCAUGAAGUUUCUUAGUUGCAGGAGAAGAAAUAGUAUGAGUUGCGAAUUCCAUUUUGUCGAUUCUUUGGAUAUAUGAUGAUUUGCUUGCUGGCUUCAUUUCCCUCCCCCCUGCCUUUGUUCAUACAAAGAUUUGUAUUCUUCAUCUUUGGUCAUGGUUUUUUUAAUAACAAACUUUAUCCCAUUAC
Molecule: messenger RNA, 5017 nt
Organism: Linum trigynum
Lineage: Eukaryota; Viridiplantae; Streptophyta; Magnoliopsida; Malpighiales; Linaceae
Source: the annotation of a GenBank genome assembly